Asparagus officinalis (garden asparagus) is the source of this 1680-nucleotide messenger RNA. RefSeq lists its product as uncharacterized. The transcript has 5 exons. The annotation marks the transcript as partial. Lineage: Eukaryota; Viridiplantae; Streptophyta; Magnoliopsida; Asparagales; Asparagaceae. The record is from RefSeq and is a predicted model, not a curated record.
AGAAAGAUUGAGGACGUGUUGAUGAUCAAGACUGGAUCGGAGAAUCCGCUUAGGGAUGGGUGGGCGCUUUGGUUGGAAGGGAAAGGGGAUUUCCUGAGGAGAGAUCGGAUGUUGAAAUCGAAUCUUGAGCUUUUGAACCCUAAGAACCAUCCUUUGCUUCAGGAUCCGGAUGUUGUUGGGGUUAGUGGGUACACUAGAGGGGAUCGAUUGGUGCAGAAGUCAAUAUUGAAGGAGAUGGAGAAGGUUCCGUUUCCGGUCCCGAGGAGGGAAGUUAGGGUUAGGAGGAGGUUGGAGGAGGAGGAGGAGGAGAGUGGGAGGAGAUGGGGGUAUUUUCCGGGGAUUAAUGAGAGGGGGCAAAUGUCGUUUUCGGAGUUUGUGGAUAAAUUUUUUGAGACAGGGAAAUGCAGCAUUAGGGUUUUUAUGGUUUGGAAUAGCCCUUCGUGGAUGUUUGGGGUGCGGCAUCAGAGGGGAUUAGAGAGUGUGCUGAAGAUGCAUAGGGAUGCUUGUAUCUUGGUUUUGUCAGAGAUGAUGGAGAUGGACUCCUUUGAAAGAUUUGUGAAGGAUGGAUUUAAAGUUGCAGUUGCCAUGCCCGAUCUGGAUGAACUUUUAAAAGACACUCCCACUCAUGAGUUUGCGUCGCUCUGGUAUGAAUGGAGAACAACUAAACACUAUCCUGUUCACUAUAGUGAGCUUAUACGCCUUGCUACUCUCUACAAAUAUGGUGGAGUCUAUCUUGAUUCUGAUGUUAUAGUUCUGAAACCAUUAUACUCACUCAAGAACACUGUUGGCAUCGAGAGACAAAUGGAUGGAAAUCCCAUCUUCAAUGGUGCAGUUAUGGCUUUUGAUAAAGGCAGUCCUUUCUUGAUGGAGUGUUUGGAGGAGUUCUAUUCCACGUAUGAUGAUGCUCGUUUACAUUGGAAUGGAGCUGGUCUUUUAACAAGAGUGAUUAACAGGCUUAAUGGCAAAGGGGUUAAAUUCUUUCGGCAUGUAGAUAUAAAGAUGGAACCUCCAAGCUCUUUUUUCCCAAUCAGUUCAGAAAACAUCCUCAGGUACUUUGCUGAAGCAACAGGUGAAAUUGAAAGAUCGCAGGGAGAAAAUAUGUUUGCAAAGAUUCUGAAUGAAUCAACUGCAUUUCAUUUCUGGAAUGGCUUGACGACGGCACUAGUUCCUGAACCCAACAGUCUCGUGGACAGGCUUUUAAACCACAAUUGUCUCUACUGCCAUGACAUAUUAUGACCUAGUAACUACAUAUCCAUACUUCAUUCAUUUGAAAACAUCAUGUACGAUUGAAGCAACUGCUGCUGAGGUGGGUAAAACGGGACCAGGGAUAAUAUAGAAAUGUACAGGUCGCCCAUGGAAAAUAUAGAAAUGUAUAGGUUGCCCAUGGAAAACCGCAUGAUUUCUCAUUUUGUCUUAGAAUCCAUCGACAACAAUUAUAUGUAAAAGCUUUACGAACGUCUUCGAGUUACUUGUGCAGUCCAAAAGAGAAAUAUGCGAGAAGUAUGUCCCUGCACAAGGAUCAAGUGCAUACAACAGAACCAUCUAACUGAUUCAAGCAUAAUCAGUGUCAUCACAUAUUUUUUUUUUGUUUUGUAUUUUACUAUGGCGUGUUGGCCUUUAAGGAUCUGGAUAAUUCUUUAUAUGUCUAUUUUUAAAAAGUUUCACCUAGCAUAUACGUAA